AAAAGGCUGAAAUCUCAGGUUUGGAAUCAUUCUCAGAGAACGGCUGAAGCUCGGGGAACAAGGAUCAUUUUAAUUUUCGAAUACGUCGUCCAUCAUUCACCCUUACGCAGGCCGACAGGAUGAAAACUCUUCUGCAGUGUGUGGCUCUGUACGUCCUCCUCGCUCUGUGUCUCUGCUACGAUUCUCACGAAAGUCAAGAAUCUUUCGAGGAUCUGUUCCUCAACGGACGACGGGCCUCCUCUUUCUUCCACCCACGGAGAGGGAGCACCUACAACAGCUACAACUACAGAAGGCUGGUCAAGUCACCUGCGGAGCGACGUGCGGAGACGUGCGAGGACUUCUCCCCCUGUCGUUUCUACGCCGGUCGCUAUGGUUACCAGCUGGCCUACCAGAGAUAUUUUGCUGCUCGCAGACCGUGGGACAGAAAAUACUGAGGCUCGCAAGAUACGGUGUGAAGGAGUGGUGCCGACCAGUCAGUAUGUCACCUAACAUUUAAGCAAUGUGCAUUUCUUUUAUUUUUACAUACGAAGCAACAUUUUAUCAUAUUAUAAAGGGAAUUUUAUCGCUAUUCUGGCAAAUUUACUCACGUAGUUCGAACACAAGCUGAGUGCUUUUAGCAGUCCUGCACCAUAACACUCAAAGCACAUGACAGAGACCUAUGAAUGUACUCUCGGAGAAGGCCAUUUUUUUUCCCACGAUUUCCGCUGUCGUUCGAUUGGUGUCUGCUGCGUAUCUUUAAAAUGUUUUCUCGGCGACGUUUCCAUCGCACCACGUCAUGUCAGAUUUGUUUCCUUCUCCUGUCUUGUCCUUUUUCUUUCAUUGUAUUUGUCCAACAAUAAAGGCUA
Molecule: messenger RNA, 845 nt
Organism: Scleropages formosus (Asian bonytongue)
Lineage: Eukaryota; Metazoa; Chordata; Actinopteri; Osteoglossiformes; Osteoglossidae
Gene: mgp
Product: matrix Gla protein
Exons: 5
Coding region: 120-434 (104 amino acids)
Cellular component (GO): extracellular region
Molecular function (GO): calcium ion binding
Source: RefSeq, a predicted model, not a curated record